Molecule: messenger RNA, 1484 nt
Organism: Nothobranchius furzeri (turquoise killifish)
Lineage: Eukaryota; Metazoa; Chordata; Actinopteri; Cyprinodontiformes; Nothobranchiidae
Gene: rheb
Product: Ras homolog, mTORC1 binding
Biological process (GO): small GTPase-mediated signal transduction
Cellular component (GO): plasma membrane
Molecular function (GO): GTPase activity; GTP binding; GDP binding
Source: RefSeq, a predicted model, not a curated record
CAUUGCAAAGGGGAGUGACGCAGUUAUUGUAGAUCUGUAGGCACUCCAUGCUUUUUUUCGUAUGACCUAAAAUCAUUUUUUAUUUUAUUUCCUCCAUUAAGCUUUGGUCAUAUAAUCCUUCACACACAAAAAAAAAAAAAAACAUCGAAGAAGAGGGUUUUCCGACGUCAUCUCGGAGGCUGUAUGUCGCAUCCCUGCGCCCCUUGAAUUCGGAUGCCAUUCCGGUUGGAGGUUGCGGUAGAACCCGAGGACUGGAUGUGAGAACCAGAACGAAGCAUGCCGCAGCCCAAGUCACGAAAGAUCGCCAUCCUCGGGUACAGAUCCGUAGGAAAGUCUUCCUUGACGAUUCAGUUUGUCGAAGGCCAGUUUGUGGACUCCUAUGACCCAACAAUAGAAAACACGUUCACUAAAAUGAUCACAAUAAAUGGACAGGAGUACCACCUUCAGCUUGUAGACACAGCAGGGCAGGAUGAAUACUCCAUCUUCCCACAGACUUACUCCAUAGACAUCAACGGUUACAUUCUGGUCUAUUCUGUCACAUCUAAUAAAAGCUUUGAAGUUGUUCAGGUUAUCCAUGAAAAAUUGUUGGACAUGGUGGGAAAGGUUCAAGUUCCAAUUAUGCUGGUCGGAAACAAGAAUGACCUACAUAUGGAGCGAGUAAUCAGUUGUGAAGAGGGGAAAGCAUUAGCUGAAUCCUGGAACGCUGCCUUCAUGGAGUCCUCUGCUAAGGAGAACCAGACUGCCGUGGAGGUUUUUCGAAGGAUGAUCCUGGAGGCAGAAAAGAUGGAUGGCGGCGUGCAGCCGGGAAAAACAUCCUGCUCCGUGAUGUAGAGCCGCCCAAUCAACACACAGGACACUGCACUGGGAAAUCCCGUUACUUGAAGGCUAGCCGCCAGUUCUCCUCCACCUCAGCUGACUCCACCCCCAGGGUCCUAAACCAUUUAUGGCUCUGAUUCUUAUUUAUCAACAUUUCCCAUUCCCUUCUCGCAUCCCUUUGUUUUUUCUUUGUAUGUUUGAUUAAAAAAAAUAUUGGAGUGGUGGUUUCCUUGUCUGAUAUUCCCAUAUUCUCUGUGCUCAGCACUGAUGCAAGACCAUUAAACAGCCGAUGUAUCAGGAAAAAAACCCAUUCUUGUCUCAGAGAUACUUGUGGCUUGGUGCAUCUUCGCUUCUCGUUGUGCAGCUUCCAUUUAGGCUACAGUUCCUUCUCUGGUUGAAGAACACAGGAUGAGAGGGCCGCUGUGUGUGCCAUGCAUAAGAAAACAGUUGGAGCGUUUCUUCUGAUACAUCAGCAGCUGUUUGUGCCCUCUUUUCUACUCCAUCACCUCGUAGUUCCCUUCUCUGUCCCUCAGUUAGUUUCAUAUUGGUUAAUAUCAGCCAACAAAAGGAAAGAAGGAAAGAAAGAAAUCUGCAUCCAUUUUCUAAUGUUGAAAAUGUUGUACAAAUGUUUUUAAUUGUAAUCAUUAAAGCAAAAAGUGGUUAUGUAA